UCCGAUCAAACUGUUUGUUUCUAGAACCUUCACUAGUAUCCCUGUAUGCUCUGGAACUUUCUCCAAGCCUCUCCCUCCUUUCCCCUUCUCCACGCCUCCCCUGUCAACAUCCCAUAUGUGUCUGUUCUAUAUAAAACCCUGUGCCUUCAAAACCUCGGCAACACCCAACACCCAACACGUACAAAAUCUAAUCUCCGUUCACAAACUGAUCAAAUCACAAACCCAACACAGUAGAAAAAAGCCACUUCAGUCUCUUUUCUAGCAAGCACAAAUGGCUUCUUCAGUUUCGAUCCUUCUCAGAAGGGCCUCUGCCCCAACCCUCUUCUCCAAGCUCUCCAGCCCCAUUCGCUCUGCUUCGGUUUCUCCCCUUGUCUCUCGCUCCUUCAACUCCAACGCCCAGGUCACAAGCUACGAUCAAGAUGAUCGUAGGGUCCCUGUUGAUCGCAGCACCACUGACAGGUCUCCCUUUCGCCGCCGUGACCUUGGCCCCACCUUCUUCUCAGAUGUGUUUGAUCCAUUUUCACCAACAAGGAGUCUGAGCCAGGUUCUGAACAUGAUGGACCAGAUCACGGAUAACCCAUUUUUUGCGGGGUCAAGAAGAGGCUGGGACGUGAAGGAAAACGAGGAAGCUCUGUUUCUGCGGAUGGACAUGCCAGGCUUAGACAAAGAGGAUGUGAAGAUCUCGGUGGAGCAGAACACGCUGGUUGUGAAAGGAGAAGAUAAAGACUCGGAGGAUGAAGAAGGUGGAGGCAGGAGGUUCUCUAGCAGAUUGGAUCUGCCUCCCAAUCUUUACAAGCUCGAUUCGAUUAGGGCUGAGAUGAAGAACGGGGUUCUGAAGCUGGCGAUUCCUAAGGUCAAAGAGGACGAAAGGAAGGACGUCUUUGAGGUUAAGGUCGAGUGAGAGUGUCUCAGACAGACUGAUCUGUUUUGUUUUCGUUUUGGAGUGUGUACAUUUUCUUUCGGUGAUGUUAGUUUGUUUAGACCCAGUUCAACAUGAAUAAAAUAGAUGUCAUGGUUCAUGCUCAAUUUCACUAAAUAAGUCUAAAUCAGUCCAAUUCUUAGCAGAAAAAGAGAUCACUUUCAAAUCAUUUUUCAUCUUACUUGUACGGGCUUUGUAUAUACGAGUGUGUGUUGGAUUUUC
Messenger RNA from Prunus persica (peach), 1141 nucleotides. RefSeq names its product heat shock 22 kDa protein, mitochondrial. NCBI's taxonomy places the organism in Eukaryota, Viridiplantae, Streptophyta, Magnoliopsida, Rosales, Rosaceae. The transcript has 2 exons. The record is from RefSeq and is a predicted model, not a curated record. The coding region runs from base 272 to 901 and encodes 209 amino acids.